Arabidopsis lyrata subsp. lyrata is the source of this 1149-nucleotide messenger RNA. Its product is annotated as 26.5 kDa heat shock protein, mitochondrial. The record is from RefSeq and is a predicted model, not a curated record. The transcript has 2 exons. Bases 219 to 917 code for a protein of 232 amino acids. Lineage: Eukaryota; Viridiplantae; Streptophyta; Magnoliopsida; Brassicales; Brassicaceae. Gene Ontology annotation, biological process: response to heat.
CUUGUGAUUAUCUAGAAAAAGUUUGUAGAAGAAACAAGAAGCAUCUCUGUUUUAGAUUUCCAAAUUAACCCAGAAACUCUUGGAAACUUCUCACACCUCUCAGAAACCUUUACCAUAAACCCUAAUCCCAUCUUUAUAAACCCAACAAUUAUUGGCUUUUUUCUUUCAAACUCAAGACAAAACAACAAAGAAAACAAAAGAUUAUCGAAUUGCGAAAAAUGGCUCUAGCUCGUCUGGCUUUGAGAAACCUUCAACAAAAACUGUCUCCUAGUCUGAUGGGUCAAUCUUGUGAAAGGUGUUUGGUAGGAAAUCGACAUAAUCCAAUGAAGCUAAACAGAUUCAUGGCUACUUCAGCUGGUGAACAAGAGGAUAAAAAGAACACAGAAGUGAGUGUGUCUGAGAAGAAAUCUCCUCGGCGGAAUUUCCCCCGGAGACGUGGCCGGAAAAGUCUCUGGCGUAACACUGACGAUCAUGGCUACUUCGUUCCCACCCUAAAUGAGUUCUUUCCUCCGACUCUAGGAAAUGCUCUGAUGCAAGCAACAGAGAACAUAAACAGAAUCUUCGACAACUUCAACAUUAGACCAUCACAACUAAUGGGUCAAGUGAAAGAGCAAGACGACUGUUACAAACUCAGAUACGAGGUUCCAGGGCUAACCAAAGAUGACGUGAAGAUCACGGUAGAUGAUGGAAUCUUGACGAUUAAAGGAGAACACAAGGCGGAGGAAGAAAAAGGUUCACCUGAAGAAGACGAGUACUGGUCUUCAAAGAGUUAUGGUUACUACAACACGAGCUUGUCGUUGCCUGAUGAUGCUAAGGUUGACGAUAUCAAAGCAGAGCUCAAGAAUGGUGUGCUUAAUCUUGUGAUUCCUAGGACGGAGAAGCCAAAGAAGGAUGUUCAGGAGAUUUCUGUUGAGUAAGCAAAUAAUGUUGUAUCCUUUUAUGUUUGUAAUGCGAAUGAAAUAAAUAGUUAAUUUGCGCAAACAAAAGAAGCCAGAUAAUGAUGAUGCACUAGACUGAAUGUAUUUUAAUUAGUUAAUUCACGUAAUUAGUGUGCGGAAAAUAUAGCCAAAGAUAUUGAUAUAUUCAGCAAGAAGUCCAUGGUUUUGCCCCGUAUAAAAUUUUAUUUGUAUAUCUUGUAUUAGUGAUUAU